UGUUAGCAGGAGAGGCAAAGUUCUCCCUGGGAUCUCCCCCCCCCCCGGGAUGUGGGCUCCUUGGGGAGGGGGUGGCUCCGCUAGUCUUCCCACACCCUUAGCAAUGUAUGGAGAUAUAUAUAUAUAUAUAUAUAUAUAUAACAUUUCUCCCUUUCAUCUGCACAUCCUCCCCCUUUUUCCUUCUGCUUAAGCAACUAGUGGAUUUCCAAAGUGAAAUUCCGGAGGAAAUUUGAGGAGUAUCCGGAUCCGGAGAAAGAAAAAAAGAAAGAAAGCAAGCAGGGAAAGGCAACGUGGAAAGGAUCAAAGGCAGUGCUGAAAGAGAAGACACAGCCAGGAAGACGAUGGGGGAGCAACCGAUCUUCAGCACCAGGGCCCACAUCUUCCAGAUCGACCCAGCCACCAAGAGGAAUUGGAUCCCUGCUAGCAAGCAUGCCUUGACAGUCUCCUACUUCUACGAUGCCACCCGCAACGUCUACCGGAUCAUCAGCGUGGGGGGCACCAAGGCCAUCAUCAACAGCACCAUCACCCCCAACAUGACCUUCACAAAAACCUCACAGAAAUUUGGCCAAUGGGCAGACAGCAGAGCCAACACGGUAUAUGGACUGGGCUUUGCCUCUGAGCAACAUCUCUCCCAGUUUGCAGAGAAGUUCCAAGAAGUGAAGGAAGCUGCUCGCUUGGCCAGGGAGAAAUCGCAGGAUAAGACGGAGUUGACCAGCCCAGCCCUCAGUCUGACUUCCCACCAGAUCCUGCCCAGCCCUGUCAUUAGUUCCAAUGGUCCUGGAGAGGACAAGCUGUUCCGGAGCCAGAGCGCUGACAUGGAGGUGACAACGGAGAGGGAGCGGAUCAAGAAGAUGCUCUCAGAAGGCUCCGUCUGCGAAGUCCAGUGGGAAGCUGAAUUCUUCAGUCUGCAAGAUAACAACAACAAGCUUGUGGCCGCCUUGCACGAAGCCAACGCCAACGUGGAGCAGUGGAAGAAACAGCUGGCAGCCUAUCAGGAGGAGACAGACACCUUGAGGCAGCGAGUGGCCGAGCUGGAAGCCCAAAGAGGCCACAAUUCCUUGAGUGAAGUCAAAGAGGCCAGUCCGGCCCUGGAAGAGUUGGAGCAACUAGUGAAAGCCAAAGAUGAGGAGCUUCAGCAGCUAAAGGGCCAGAAAGGGAGAUGCUGGGAAACGGAUGAGGAAUGCGAGGACACCCGUCAGAAGGUCCAGAACCUGGAGCAACGCAACGUGGACCUGGAGCAUCGUUUGCGCCUGGCGGAGCAGUCGCUGGCCAAGACGCUCUCUGAGCGAGAGAAGAUGCUGCACGAGGUGGCCAAGGUCGCAGAGAUCAUGGACAUGAAGAUCUUUGAGCUGGGCGAGCUGCGCCAGGACUUGGCCAAGCUGGUGGAGAGCAAUUGAGCCUGGGCGGGAAUUGGGGGGGGAGGGGAGGGGUUGCCUGAUGAUCGUCCUCAGAACGUGGACCUGGUGGAAGCGGACUAGCGAUGUGGCUGUGAAGUGGGUGGCUAGUGAGCUGCGACGAUGGUCCCUUGCGCCUCUGCCCUCCGUGAACCGUCCUUGAGAAGAAGAGUGAACACUGCCGUCAGGCUUGUUUUCCUGGCCUUCGUUCCCUUUUGGAUGCUUCCAUUUCUACAGAUGUGUCUUUUUUUAAUAGUACCCCCAACUGCUCUAAUGGUUUUUGAUAGAAAACUCUUCUUCCUCGCGCCCUUCCUUACUGGAACCCGUCUUUCCUGUAACCUCCUUGCUGUGUCUUUUUAACAAGAUUGCUUUUUAUCGUUUCCCAGAGACUUCCAAAACCCCAGGGGGAACCUUGACUCUCUUCCUGGAAGAAAAAUGGCUCUCUGUUUUCUACCCUCCUUCCAUUGUAUGACUCCCCCCCCCAAAGCAAGCAGUGGGGUAGGCAGAUCUGUCCAUGUGAUACUCAUCUUGGAAAAGCUGGCAGCAAGCGGGGAGGGACAGGUGUUAAUGUCAGAGAAAAAAGCUAUUUUGGGGAGGGGGCAGCCUGCCAAACCAGCUGCCAGUUUGGCAGUUUUCCCACUUUUGCAAUUCAUAAGCUCUAAGCCCACAAACUGACCCUUUCUUGGAUUGCUAAGGAAGCGCAUGGGCCAGGGAUAUUCUGAGAAGGAGUGCGAGGGGGUUGGUUUAUUGGCAGGAGUGCAAGUCCUCCCCAGCUUUUCUCCAGGGCAGCAGCAGGGAACCUCCAGUCUGUGGGACUAAUUAAGCCCAGCAGGGGUCCCACUGGGGCCGGCCAGGCUGAUUUCCUCAAAUCACAAUCAGAUUAAAAAAAGAUGGCUGCAAAGAAUCCAGCGGGGAACUUAAAGGGUGCUUCCCAUUUUUUUUUUUUGCAAGCAGAGCACAUGGAUGGCAGCGCCAACACCAAGUGCUCUUGAAGUUUUCUGGAUGCAAGCGUAAUUUGGAUUCGAAUUACACCUGCAAAUGGACUUCAGAGGCACUUGCUGCAACCACCAAUGAGCUGAUUGGCAGUUUACAGUGAGCCCCUUUGGAGACGCACAGUCAGCGCCAGACAACUGACUGCCUCUGACAGAGUGCUUUCCAAAGGGGCUGCUCUCAGCAUGAUCUCCGCUGGAAAAAUAGAUCCGGAUACGAGAAGAGCAUUUUAUGCCUUGUGUGUGGAAGUAGCCUUAAGGUUGGGGUCCAGGGCCAAGCUGGAGCAACGGGCUCUGGGGCCUGCUGUCUCUGGAGUAAGCACUCUCUUCCUGCCAGGGCUGUCCCUAGUACCGUUAGGCAGCGUGAUAUGGUGGCCUCGGCAAAUGCUGGGGGCAGACGGGGCAGAACUGUGUUUGCACCACCUGCCCUGCCUCCCCCCCCACUAGCUUGGCUGCAGUAAAAAGGAUGCUCUCCCAUCACUAUGUUUGAAGAUUCCUCUACCACUCUGGUUGGUUUCUGCACAUGGAAUGGAGUGUCAGGGAGGGGGUGGUCCAGUGCCCCCAAGACCCACAACUCGAAUGUGGCUGUCAUG
Messenger RNA from Rhineura floridana, 2976 nucleotides. RefSeq names its product homer scaffold protein 3 (gene HOMER3). The record is from RefSeq and is a predicted model, not a curated record. Gene Ontology annotation, biological process: G protein-coupled glutamate receptor signaling pathway; regulation of store-operated calcium entry. Lineage: Eukaryota; Metazoa; Chordata; Lepidosauria; Squamata; Rhineuridae. Gene Ontology annotation, molecular function: G protein-coupled glutamate receptor binding. Bases 342 to 1397 code for a protein of 351 amino acids. Gene Ontology annotation, cellular component: plasma membrane; dendrite; postsynaptic density. The transcript has 9 exons.